Capronia epimyces CBS 606.96 is the source of this 1740-nucleotide messenger RNA. RefSeq lists its product as uncharacterized. Gene Ontology annotation, biological process: DNA-templated transcription. The record is from RefSeq and is a predicted model, not a curated record. Gene Ontology annotation, molecular function: DNA binding; zinc ion binding. The transcript has 3 exons. Bases 1 to 1740 code for a protein of 579 amino acids. Lineage: Eukaryota; Fungi; Ascomycota; Eurotiomycetes; Chaetothyriales; Herpotrichiellaceae.
AUGUGUCGAACCGAGGGCGGCCCUGCACCAACUGCUCGAUCGACCGACAAAUAUGCUCGAUCCAGCCCCGACCGAAACGAUAGUAAGCCUUGUCCUCCUCCUCCCCUUGCAGCCUUCUCUCUGCACAAGGCCCAAGGCCCGAAACAGAAAGCAUGGUGCACUAACCGUGGUGAUGCACGGCUUAGUGGUGUUUCCAAGAAACAUGCCGCCUCUGGCACUGGCAAUUCGUCGUCUACGGCCACCGACGUCGUCGAAGCUGACCCCGCAGACCCGCCAUCGGGCUCGCUGCCGACCACGGCGGAGGCUGACAUGGACCGCGGAAGAGCGACUACUGGCGAUGCCGCCUUCAAUCCAGACGCAUGGCUCGAGGAUGACGCCGACGGGACUGGGCCUGCCACGCACCCUCACACCCAGGACGCUUUCCUCCCGAGCCCCAGCUUUCUUUCGGUCGACGCGCUGGAUGUCGAUGCAUCAUUCGAUCUGAGCCACAGUCGCUGGACCGGGAUGGCGCCAAGUGUGGACGAGGCCACGCAGCAGCAGAACAGCGACGCCAACUACGCCAUUGAUCCCGCCAAACUCCUGACGCCGAGUGUGACUACAGACAUGGCUGACCUCCAGGUCCCUCUCCCUCUCCCGGAGUCGUCUGCCGCACAGGCUCAGGCCAGCUUCGACCCCGGCAGGUUUGUCAUCUGUUCCUACUACUCGUUCAUUGAAGGGGACUUCCUGGCGGAGCUGCCGGCCGAAACCAUGCAGUUUCUGGAGACGAAGCACUGUCUUCACCUCCCCACCCCCGGGAUCCUGAAUGAAUUCGUGCGCCAAUAUUUCCUCCAUGUCCAUCCCAACAUUCCCAUGCUCGACGAAGGAGACUUCUGGGACAUGUAUAGCCGACGUGGAAGGGGUCGAGACCCGGGACGAGGCAUUUCUCUGUUCCUGCUCCAAGCCAUGAUCUUUGCAUCGUCCAGCUUUGUCUCCAGCGAGACGCUGCGACGCCUCGGUCUCCGCAGCACCCGCGAGGCGCGCACCCGGUUCUACCAUGCGGCCAAGACUCUGUAUCAGCACGACGACAGCAAUGACCCCGUCACCACUGCCCAGGCCCUCCUCCUGCUCAGCUACCAAACGUCGCCGAGGCGGAUGCGAGCCAACAGCUACUGGCUGGCUCUCUCGAUCCAUUCUGCCCGAGAAGCUGGCGCCGACUGCUACCAGGACCAGAACCAUUCGCCGGCCCGGCGUCGGACCCUCAAGCGGCUCUGGUGGUCCUGUAUCCUGCGCGACCGCGUGGUGUCUCUCGGGGUCCGGCGGCCCCUGAUGCUCAGCGCCCAUGACUUCGACUUCAGUCUGCCGUGCCUGGAGCCGGAGGAUUUCGACAACGACCUCGGCCGGUCGCGGGUGGUCGACGCCGUCACCCAGCACGCCCUGCUGACCAUCAUCGUCGCUAAGUGCAAGCUGGCCCUGGCCCUGACGGAUCUGCUCAUGUUGGUCUUGCCUCGCAAAGCUCCCUUUGCGCCCCAAUGCGAGGCUGAGGCCCGUCGCUGUCUCGCCCGCAUGGAUCAAUGUGGCGCCCUCCUGGACAGCUGGUACCAGGACUCGGGGCGCGAUUUGAACCAGCUCAAGGCCACGGCGAAGGGUAGGGAAAGCCAAUCCCAGACCCAACCCCAGACCCGCCAUCCGUCCCUGACGUUGCACGUCAACGUGACAUUCAUCUACUAUCAGUACGUACCUCCCUACCUGUCCCGUUCCUAG